AUGUCCUCGACAUCAUUUACCAUUCGGACUCCUUGUUCGUCUGCAAACAUUGGCCCUGGAUUCGAUGUCAUCGGCCUGGCGCUGUCCCUCUUUCUUGAGCUACAGGUGACUGUGGACUCUUCCAAAUCUGCGUCGGAGCACCCACUCAACUGUCUCAUCACAUAUGACGACCAGAGCAAUAGCACCGAGAAGAUCAGUCUGGACCCGGAGGUCAACUUGAUCACCCGUGUAGCUUUGUACGUACUUAGGUGUCAUGAUCAGAGAGCAUUCCCCGUCGAGACGCGAGUUCACAUUGUAAACCCCAUCCCUCUUAGUCGGGGUCUUGGUUCGUCGGGAACUGCAGUCGUUGCAGGUGUCGUGCUAGGAAAUGAAGUAGGGAAACUUGGUCUGAGCAAGGACAGGCUCCUUGACUAUUGUUUGAUGAUUGAGCGUCACCCAGACAACGUCGCUGCAUCACUCUUUGGAGGCUUUGUCGGAACGUAUCUCAACGAACUCAAACCAGAAGAUGUUGCGCGCAAAGAAAUACCUCUUAGUGAGGUGCUCCCUUCCCCGGCCGGUGGCAUUGAUACUGGUCGACAGCCACCGGAGCCGCCUCUUGGAAUUGGUCAUUAUAGGAAGUUCCAAUGGGCCAAGGAAAUCAAGGCCAUUGCCAUCAUCCCGGACUUUGUGGUGCCAACUGCCAAUGCACGAAACGUCCUCCCUACAAGCUAUUCACGAGCCGAUGUGGUUUUUAACCUGCAACGCGCAGCUCUUCUUCCGGCAGCUUUGGGUUCCUCGCCUCCUGAUCCCGAUAUGAUCUAUCUGGCUAUGCAGGACAAAGUCCACCAACCUUACCGCCAGAACCUUAUCCCAGGCCUUUCAGAGAUCCUUCGCUCAAUGACCCCAAGCACACAACCUGGUCUGCUUGGAAUUUGCUUAUCAGGCGCCGGUCCGACAAUCCUUGCCUUAGCUACUGAUAGGUUCUCCGAAAUUGCCGAUCUCAUCAUCGCCCGCUUUGCGUCCCAGGGGAUCACUUGCCAGUGGAAGCUUCUCGAGCCCGCGCAGGAUGGUACAACGGUGCACUACUGA
This is a messenger RNA of Aspergillus calidoustus, 1068 nucleotides long. Lineage: Eukaryota; Fungi; Ascomycota; Eurotiomycetes; Eurotiales; Aspergillaceae. The record is from the annotation of a GenBank genome assembly.